AUUAAGCCGAGCGUAAUCGUCAAUAGUCGAUACAAUUUUGCCAAUGGCCAUCAUCGAUAAGUAAUAUCUAUUAUUGUCUACAAGAUUUCAGGACUACAAUAAUUUUGCUGCAUGAGUUUCCAAAAUGUACAGUGCGUUAUUGUGUUUAUUGCUACUGGGUGGAGCCACGUCACAGAAGAACGAUGGAUUAUUUGAAUUGAACAUCAUACACUACAACGACUUUCAUGCACAUUUCGACGAGGUCAGUCCGACGGGAUCAGCUUGCAAUCCAUCCGUGGAUCCUUGUAUUGGAGGAUUCGCGCGUUUGUACACGGCGGUGCAACAGGUCCUGGAGGCCGAGCCCGAUUCACUACUGUUCAACGGAGGCGACACUUUCCAAGGAACCAUCUGGUACAAUUUCCUCACGUGGAAUGUAACACAGCAUUUCAUGAAUUUGCUCCCGCACGAUGCGCAUGUAUUGGGUAACCACGAAUUCGAUCAUGGUGUGGAGGGAUUGGUACCGUAUUUGAAACAUUUGAAAUCCCCUAUGUUAGGGGCCAACGUGAACACCACUUUCGAGCCUACGAUGACCCCCUACAUCAAGAACCACAUAGUGGUGACGCGCAGAAAUCGCAAAAUAGGAAUCAUAGGAGUUCUACUACGAUCGUUUUCAGCUCCUAUCGGUAAUGUGAUAAUAGAAGACGAGGUUGAAGCUAUCAAUCGGGAGGCAGCGAUCCUGACGGCAGCCGGAGUUGACAUCAUCAUUGUGCUCUCACACGUCGGAUACACUAGUGAUUUGUUCAUGGCGAGACGCAUAUCCUCAGACGUCGAUAUCAUAGUGGGCGCACACUCCCACACUCUGCUCUACACUGGCGAAACACCAAGUGGCCAAAACCCAGUCGGUAACUAUCCAACGGUCGUCACCCAGGAUAAUGGGCACAGGAUACCAGUGGUGCAAGCAUACUGUUACACACGUUAUUUAGGCAAUAUCAAGUUGUUCAUCGACGAUGACGGCAUUGUCCAGCGUUGGGAGGGCCAGCCCAUAUACCUGGGAUCUACUAUUGUGCAAGACCCUGAAAUCCUGAAAGAAUUAGAACCAUGGAGAGAAGAAGUGGAUGCAGUGGGGAAAGAGGUGCUUGGAUCUACAUUAGCUACACUAGAUCAAAGGUGCACCCAAGGAGAGUGCACUCUUGGUACAUGGGCUUGCGACGGCUUUCUUGAGGAACUAAUGGACCGGGCGAAGGGUUCAGCUUGGCAUGACGCACACGUGUGUUUGAUCAAUUCUGGCGGUUUACGUGUACAGAUAGAUCCUGGCAACGUGACGACUGAAGCUUUAUUAAUGGCUAUGCCGUUCGAAAACCAUGUGCAAGUGUAUGAUCUGAAAGGGAAAUACUUGCUGGAGGCGCUCGAGUUCUCGGUGGGAGUAGAAGUGUCUGGCAACUUUAACAGCCGCCGUAUGUUGCAGAUUGGCGGAAUGCGCAACGUGUACAACGUGUCGAAACCGAUAGGGUCCCGCGUGUCGGCCACGGUGCGCUGCAUAGAGUGCGACGUGCCGCGAUACGAACCGCUCGAUCCAGACGCCACCUACCGUGUGGUCACGCAAAACUAUAUCGGCGACGGCGGCGGUGGAUACACGAUGUUAUCAAACAAUAGGGAAAAUGUGGAAACAUUGCCCUAUGCGGACUACGUGAUGUUGCAACACUACAUGCGGCGGCAGAAAACAGUUGUCCGGGACCUCGACGGAAGGAUACAGAUUGUAUAUUUUAAAAUGCACAGUGUGGUGUUGUGUUUAUUAUUACUCGGCGGAGUUAUCUCACAGAAGAACGAUGGAUUAUUUGAACUGAACAUCAUACACUACAACGAUUUUCAUGCACAUUUCGACGAGGUGAGUCCGACGGGAUCGGCUUGCAAUCCAUCCGUGGACCCUUGUAUUGGAGGAUUCGCGCGUUUGUACACGGCGGUGCAACAGGUCCUGGAGGCCGAGCCCGACUCACUACUAUUCAACGGAGGUGAUAGUUUCCAAGGAACCAUCUGGUACAAGUUCCUCACAUGGAACGUAACACAGCACUUUAUGAACAUGCUCCCGCACGACGCUCAUGUGUUGGGUAACCACGAGUUCAACCAUGGUGUGGGGGGAUUGGUACCAUAUUUGGAACGUUUGCAUUCCCCCAUGUUAGGGGCCAACGUGAACACCACUUUCGAGCCUACGAUGACCCCCUACAUCAAGAACCAUAUAGUGGUGACGCGCAGAAAUCGCAAAAUAGGAAUCAUAGGAGUUCUACUACGAUCGUUUUCAGCGUCAAUCGGUAAAUUGAUAAUGGAAGACGAGGUUGAAGCUAUCAAUCGGGAGGCAGCGAUCCUGACGGCAGCCGGAGUUGACAUCAUCAUUGUGCUCUCACACGUCGGAUACACUAGUGAUUUGGUCAUGGCGAGACGCAUAUCAUCAGACGUGGAUAUCAUAGUGGGCGCACACUCCCACACUCUGCUCUACACUGGCGAAACACCAAAUGGCCAAAACCCAUCCGGUGACUAUCCAACGGUCGUCACCCAGGAUAAUGGGCAUAGGAUUCCAGUGGUGCAAGCAUACUGUUACACACGUUAUUUAGGCAAUAUCAAGUUGUUCAUCGACGAUGACGGCAUUGUCCAGCGUUGGGAGGGCCAGCCCAUAUACCUGGGAUCAUCCAUUGUACAAGACCCUCAAAUUCUGAAAAAAUUAGAACCAUGGAAAGAAGAGGUGGAUUCAGUGGGGAAAGAGGUGCUUGGCUCUUCAUUAGCUACAUUAGACCAAAGGUGCUUCCAAGGAGAGUGUGCCCUCGGUAUAUUGGUUGCCGACGCCAUUCUUGAGGAAAUAAUGGUACGGGCAGAAGGUGCAAAGUGGCACGACGCACACGUGUGCCUGAUCAAUUCUGGUGGGUUGCGUAUGCAGAUAGACCCCGGCUACAUGACGACUGAAGCUCUAUUAAUGGCUAUGCCGUUCGAAAACCAUGUGCAAGUGUACGACCUGAAAGGGAAAUACUUGUUGGAGGCGCUCGAGUUCUCGGUGGGCGUGACGAUAACGCCCGGCAACUUUUUCAGCCGCCGAUUAUUACAGAUUGGCGGAAUGCGCAACGUGUACAACAUGUCGAAGCCGAUAGGGUCCCGCGUGUCGGCCACGGUGCGCUGCAUAGAGUGCGACGUGCCGCGAUACGAACCGCUCGAUCCAGACGCCACCUACCGUGUGGUCACGCAAAACUAUAUCGGAAACGGCGGUGAUGGAUACACGAUGUUGUCAAACAAUAAAGAAAAUGUGGAAACAUUGCCUUAUACAGACUUCGUAAUGCUGCAGCAGUACAUGCGACGCCAAAAAACAAUCCUCCAGGACCUCGACGGAAGGAUACAAAUAGUAUAUUAGUCGCUGCAAAAAUAAUUCAUACAUCCUUAGGACCUAAGUGGACGACGGACU
Molecule: messenger RNA, 3421 nt
Organism: Galleria mellonella (greater wax moth)
Lineage: Eukaryota; Metazoa; Arthropoda; Insecta; Lepidoptera; Pyralidae
Product: trifunctional nucleotide phosphoesterase protein YfkN-like
Exons: 22
Coding region: 125-3370 (1081 amino acids)
Biological process (GO): AMP catabolic process
Cellular component (GO): plasma membrane
Molecular function (GO): metal ion binding; 5'-nucleotidase activity; nucleotide binding
Source: RefSeq, a predicted model, not a curated record